Messenger RNA from Ceratotherium simum simum (southern white rhinoceros), 983 nucleotides. It is a transcript of the gene NAA40, whose product is annotated as N-alpha-acetyltransferase 40, NatD catalytic subunit. Gene Ontology annotation, molecular function: histone H2A acetyltransferase activity; histone H4 acetyltransferase activity; protein N-terminal-serine acetyltransferase activity. NCBI's taxonomy places the organism in Eukaryota, Metazoa, Chordata, Mammalia, Perissodactyla, Rhinocerotidae. The record is from RefSeq and is a predicted model, not a curated record. Gene Ontology annotation, cellular component: nucleus.
GCUGCCGCUCUGGUGUCGCCGCCGCCGCCGUCGCCGCCGCCGUCGCCGCCUCCCUGCCGGCAAGUGUGGGAAGGAGGAGCCGAGGGCCGCCGCCGCCAUGGGGAGGAAGUCGAGCAAAGCAAAGGAGAAGAAGCAGAAGCGGUUGGAAGAACGAGCAGCCAUGGAUGCCGUCUGCGCCAAAGUGGAUGCCGCCAACAGGCUCGGGGACCCUUUGGAGGCUUUCCCAGUGUUCAAGAAGUACGAUCGCAAUGGGUUAAACGUCUCCAUCGAGUGUAAGCGAGUGUCUGGCCUGGAGCCGGCCACCGUGGACUGGGCCUUCGACCUGACCAAGACCAACAUGCAGACCAUGUAUGAGCAGAGCGAGUGGGGCUGGAAGGACCGAGAGAAACGCGAGGAGAUGACGGACGACCGAGCCUGGUACCUCAUUGCCUGGGAAAACAGCUCCGUCCCCGUUGCCUUUUCUCACUUCCGGUUUGACGUGGAGUGCGGGGAUGAAGUCCUGUACUGCUACGAGGUGCAGCUGGAAAGCAAGGUGCGGCGGAAAGGCCUGGGCAAGUUCCUCAUCCAGAUCCUGCAGCUCAUGGCCAAUAGCACACAGAUGAAGAAAGUUAUGUUAACGGUGUUUAAGCACAAUCAUGGCGCCUACCAGUUCUUCAGAGAAGCGCUGCAAUUUGAAAUCGACGACUCUUCCCCCAGCAUGUCUGGUUGCUGUGGGGAGGACUGCUCCUAUGAGAUCCUGAGCCGGAGGACCAAGUUUGGGGACAGCCAGCACUCCCACACGGGCGGGCACUGUGGCGGCUGCUGCCAUUGAACUCCCAAGCCAGAAUGCUCUCUCCAAGGCCUGUCCUUUCCCCUGGUCUCACGCCGCUUGCUGGGUGCCCCCAGAGCUGUGGCCUCCUCAGCCCUACACGUGCCAGGCUGUACCCUGAGAGCACAGAACCCUGAGGACGAGUGGUCCGAGCUGCCCUCCUCCCCUCUUCUAG